Messenger RNA from Scomber scombrus (Atlantic mackerel), 7711 nucleotides. RefSeq names its product transcription factor HIVEP3 (gene hivep3b). The transcript is spliced from 10 exons. Gene Ontology annotation, molecular function: DNA-binding transcription factor activity, RNA polymerase II-specific; RNA polymerase II cis-regulatory region sequence-specific DNA binding. Lineage: Eukaryota; Metazoa; Chordata; Actinopteri; Scombriformes; Scombridae. Gene Ontology annotation, biological process: regulation of transcription by RNA polymerase II. Gene Ontology annotation, cellular component: nucleus. The coding region runs from base 694 to 6771 and encodes 2025 amino acids. The record is from RefSeq and is a predicted model, not a curated record.
UGUUUUGCGUAGGGCGAGAUGUUGUUUUGUUGUGGCGAUCAGCUGAAUGUGGCAUCGUUGUCCGGCCUGACACAGCAGUGGGAAGCACCCCGAGCCCCUACGGCUCACCCUCAACAGAAACACGGGCACCGAGAGCAGCUCUAUCCGGCGCAUCAUAAUCCAGGAAAUGCGGACUUCUGGCCCUUUCGCUACGGGAUAAAUGGCUGCAGCGCCCGCUCUGUAGCAAGCUGACUCAGUCAGCCUUGCAGGUGGCAAGGUGUUGAUUUAGAUGCAUGAAAUGCCAUCACCAGCAAGAGGGUUGCAUGGUUCCUGCUGCCCUAGACACACCUCCGACAGAUAACAAGACCCAUCCAGAAGCUGAACCACUAACACUUGAGAGCCAACAAAGGAGAUGCAGGAAGGACAUUAGGAGGGUUGUUAGCAUGGCUGAGACUGGACAGAAGCAGAGCUGCUUUGUACUGAGAAAUGACCUAUGUUUACCUGCAUCCAUGCAGCUCCAGGGCACCUUUUAAUGAUGCCGCGUUUGGUCCUCUUGAAUAACUUUAGGCCCUCACUGAAAAAGGCCCUUCUUUGUAAUUUACAACUCAGUCUGUCGAUGAUCCCUUGCCUCUGACCUCCCUGCUGCCAUGCGGUUAGCCCCAUGAGGCUCAGAGAGCCCUCCCUUACGUAUCUGUGAGGCCUCCUCCCCACUCUAUGGAGGCUGAGCCCAGCCGUCCGGGUGAUGGGGAGCGCUCUGGAAGGCAAGAGCAGCAGCAUGUGUCAGCUGAAUCCUCACAAGGGCCUUGUCCACCUCAGCAGCCCCAGCAGCCCCCUACUCCUCGUCCUGUACACAGAGCCUUGGGCCGCCUGCAAAAUCGCCAACCCAAACGCACUGACCUUCUGCUUCGGUUACAGCAGCAGCAAGCAGUAGCAUGGCAGCAUUCAGAUACACCAGGUCCCUCAGGAGGCAGCUUCUUCUCUCCAGCUUCCCCAUCAACCUCAUCCCUCCCCUCCACUUCUUCCACCCGGGGUGAACAUAGUCAAGGGGCCCCAUCUCAUUCAAGCCAAGAGAGCAAAGAAGUGGUCAGCUCACCCAGAAGAGGGGAGAAGAAACCCCAAAAACCAGGGAAAUAUGUGUGCACUUACUGUGGCCGUCCAUGUGCCAAGCCAAGCGUUCUUCAAAAACACAUUCGCUCCCAUACAGGAGAAAGACCCUAUCCUUGUGCCCCAUGUGGCUUUUCUUUCAAGACCAAGAGCAACCUGUACAAACACCGCAAGUCCCAUGCCCAUCGCAUUAAAGCAGGCCUGGCAUCCAGUCGUGAUGAACCCAGUUUGAGUGGACCAGAGGGCAGUGUCGUUGGAGAAGAUCCUGAAGAACCCACAGAGGGAGAAAGCACUGAGUCUGAGGAAGAGACAGGCCAACACAGAAAAUCCUCCUCUAAGGAGAUGUUGGGCCAGCAGAGGAAAGGUGUUAAGGAGCUGCUUGCUGGCUCAGAGGAGAGCCAGCGGCCUGAGGACUCCCAGGCUGUCAAACAAAGGCUAGCACUGAGGCUUAGUGAAAGGAAACGUGGCCCCAUGGCUUCUCCGGAUGACCCUCCUUCCUCCCUCUCCACCUCAUCUUCUUCUCUAGGCCCUGGGAGUAAGGGCAGCACAGAGUCUGGCUACUUCUCUGGAUCAGGAAGCACUGAUCUGUCCCAAGUUAGUCCUCCUAGUGCCAGUGCCAAAACCUACGCAGAAAUUAUUCUAGGGAAAUAUGGAAGGCUGGGUGGACAGCAGCGUAGUCCCCAUCAACAGCAGCCUUAUCCUGCACUUUCCUCAUCCUCAGGAACAGAGGAGAAGAGCAUUCCCUUUGCUGUUCCCAAAACGCAAGUAAUAGAACACAUUACCAAGCUUAUCACUAUCAAUGAAGCAGUGGUAGACACAAGUGAGAUUGACAGUGUAAAGCCCAGACGUUCAUCUCUGUCCAGGAAGAGCAGCAUGGAGUCACCCAAAUUUACUGCCCCUAAAGAUCCCUAUGCAUUUGAUCCCAAAGGAGAGGUCCCUGGUCCCAGUGGUUUGAGGUAUCUCCACAAUCCUGAGACAGAUCCAACAGGUACCCAAGAGCUUUCAACAGUGCCUCUGCUUAGAAGCCACUCAAUGCCAUCAUCUACCAGCCCACAAGAGCCCUCCACCUCUGGCACCAUAUCUUCCAGAGGUUACCGUCUCUGCCAGUCAUUCGAUGAGCAGCAAGCAUUGGUAGCAGAGAUGAGGGUUGGUCAUGCCCAGCGCAUGCUGAGGCGCCAGCCUGCCAUAGAAGUUCCCUUGGGAGCUGAGCUAAUGCUGGAGGAGACUGGCCCCACCUCCUUCUCCUCCUCCUCAGCCAGAGGCACUGAACUAGCCAGGCAGCCACAGCAACAACAACAGCAAAAGAGUCUGAGUCUGUUUGAAUGUGAAGCAUGCGGGGCUCGCUUCCAACACAGUGAAGGCUACGAGGCCCAUAAAGGCAUCUGCCCAGGACAGCAAACACUGGAACAUGAGAGUGGGGAUGCCAGUAAAACAUUCAGGGAGGAUCGUCCCCAGAUGAUGAUGCACUAUAAAUUCAGAGCGCUGGCCAUGGCUGUGAGGAAGAGGAGGAAAGAGGAGAGUCUGGAGGAGGAUCCUCCCAGCCCUGGGUCUGUUGCCAUGUCAGGCAGCUCUGCAGGAGUCAUCCCAGUGCCAAGCAGACCAGAGCACAGCCAGAGCCUCUCAGGUGUUUCUUUACAGACUGAGCCAAAACAACAGCAGCAGCAGGACAGAAAGGGUGUGUCUGUCAUCCAACACACAAGCUCUUUUGAGAAGCAGGAAAGUAUAUCCAUGGAAAGUCAGGAACCAGACCUCAGAGAGAGUCAGCAAACACAACAACCCGAGCCAAAACCAUCACCCUCUACAUCUCGCCUCAUCCGCCAGUCCAACAUCCAAGUGCCAGAGAUCCUUGUUACUGUGGAGCCUGAUGCUGACAUGCCAUCUGUGUCACCGCCAGUGACAUCAUCCUUAUCCAAGGAGGCCGAGAGGGUGGAGGAGUUCCAGUGGCCUCAGCGUAGCCAGACUCUGGCCCAGCUCCCUGCAGAGAAACUGCCACCAAAGAAGAAGAGACUCCGACUGGCAGAAGCAGCCCAGUCCUCUGGGGAGUCGAGCUUUGAGUCUGUGUCUCUGCCUCGCAGCACCAGUCAAGAGAGCAACAUUUCACACACUUCAAGCCUUUCUGCUUCUUUUGAGGAUACAUCAAGAUCAGAGCCUGCCAUCUGGGCCUCCAGUAGCCAAAGCUCACAAAUGUUGAUGGUGCCAUCCGCUUCCCACCAACACCACCAAAGCCACAAGGAGAUGAGGCGCUCAGCCUCAGAGCAGACCCCAGCCAGCCCCCAACAAACAGAGCAGACCUCAGAGACCAGAAGUAAGUCCUUUGACUAUGGUUCCCUGUCCCCUCAGCAGUCUGCAUCCUCCUGGAAGGAAAGGAGAAAGUGUCUCCUUGUGAAGCAUGCCACCUUAGGGGAACCUGAGCAAGAGGAGGGGGCCAGCAUGUGCCAGUUAUCCAGAGCAGAGAGUCCGAAGCCUGGGCCUUCCCGCUCCAGCCACCCUCCUCUUUACUCAAUCGAGGCAAGCCCUCAGUUAAGUCUGGAGGCCACAGGGAAAUGCUUGCAGCUGUUACAUCCACAAAUCCUCUCUCAGGAUGUGCUGCCUUUGCAGCCCAGAGGCCAGCAAGCGUUUCCUCCAGGAUCACUAUCUCAGCUACUCCCAGUCACCACAGCCAUCUCUGAAGUGCUCACCACCCAAAUCAUCCACAGAGACUUCUUACAUUCACAGACAACACCCCCACCUAUACAGGUACACCCAGCACAGAUCCACAUGGCAGAACGGUUGGGUAUACCACUCCAUCAGCUUUCGGCACUGGUUCCUCCCCAGUUCUCCUCAAGGACUAGAGCUAGUCCGACUCUGUACUUGCCUGUUCCUCCAAGACUUAUCACACAUGUUCCUUCCCUUCCCACUACAGAGUGCAGACCCUCCAUCUCUUCCAUGUCCUCUGCUCUUACCCAUCAGUCCCUUGUAACGAUCUCUUACCACCACCCACGCCCAGUCAUCGCCACAUGCCUGACUCAGUUUACACCAACAGUUUCCCUUGUGGUGCCAGUGCGCCUCCAGACCCAUAUACCUACCUAUGCUAGUGCCAUGUAUACCACCUUGUCCCAGAUCCUGACUUCCACCUGCUCACAGGAGCCCAUUUCUUGCACAGCUAUGGUCAUCAUGGGCCAGGUGGAGAGGGACAAACUGCAGAGGUCUUAUUUGAAGGUCCCCUCACCAGACAUCAAGAGUCUCCUUCCCCUGUCCCUGCCUACGGAGCUGGCCUCAGGAUCUGGGGACGGAUACGGUCCUCUUGGGGCUGGAGGAAGUAAACGCAUGCUCUCUCCUGCAGCCAGUCUGGAGCUUAGUACAGAGGCCCAGCGUCACCAGAAAAGGGUAAAAGAAGAAGAGGAGGGAGAGCAACAUAAGGCUGGAGAGGAGGAAGAGGAAGUAGAGGAGAAGGUACGAGAUAAGGACGAAAGUAAAGCCACUGGGAGAAAACUGGAAGAAGGAGAGAAGAAACUACCAGAGAGGGUUGAGGUGACUGCCGUAAAAGUGGAGGGGGAGCAGGAGCAAGCACAAAGAAAACCUAAUAGGGAGAAAAAGGAGGAGGAGCAGGAAUCAACAGGGAAGACAAGUCAAAAAAAGGAAGACGUGCCAGUUGUGGAAAAGGGGAUUGAGAAACCAAGCACCCCUUUAUAUCCCAGCCUCCACACCUCAACAACAGUCAACUGGUGCUACCGGAACUAUGUCAAACCUAACCCAUCUCCACAGAGGGACCCCAGUACCUCGGUUUAUUCUACCUGGAGUGUCAGUGCUCACAACCCCAACUUGCCGGGCCUCAGCACUAAGGUCGCCAUGUCUCUGCUGUGCUCCAAACAGAAGCACAGUUCAGAGACGUACACCAUGGCCAUGGCCCCGAUCCCAGCCAAAAGCAAAUUGCCCCCUGCCAGUAGCAGGACCCCACGUGUGUCAGAGGUACAUGCCACCCCACCCAGCACCGUCACUGAAGUAAAGGAUCAGGAGCACCAUGAAAAGGAGGAGAAUAAAGAGAUGGGAGAAGAGGAAGGACCCUCCACCUCCAAACAGAGUGAGGCCUCUCGUGUUCGCAUCUUCGAAGGCGGGUAUAAGUCUAAUGAAGAGUAUGUUUACGUGAGGGGUCGCGGCAGGGGAAAGUAUAUCUGUGGAGAGUGUGGCAUCCGCUGUAAGAAGCCGAGCAUGCUGAAGAAGCACAUCCGAACGCACACUGACGUCCGUCCGUACAUUUGCAAACACUGCAACUUUGCCUUCAAAACCAAAGGGAACCUUACUAAACACAUGAAGUCAAAGGCUCAUGGGAAAAAAUGCCAGGCAAUGGGAAUAUCUGAAUCAUCCCUGGACGACCCGGAGAGUGAGGAAACAGCAGGAUGUGAAGAACGUGUGUGUGGUUCAGAGGAACAGGAGGACCAUCAGUUUUCAGACGUGGAGGAGUCUGAGGAUGAUGAUGAUAACGAUGAUGAUGAGGAGGAGGAAGAGGAGUCCGCAUCUCAUGAUGACCCGCCAUCCUCCUGUUCGUCAGACACCCAUCCAUCAACAGGGGGGCGUUCCAGCUGCAGUAGGCAAUCUCAGCAGGGCACACCUGAGCCUGAGGCCCAAGGUCAGGAGCCCUCCCCGAGGGGAGUUUGGCACAGCAGACGAGCCGCCUCGCCAGGCAGCAGGAGAGCACUCUUCUCCCAGCGAGGCUGGAAAGCAUCACCAAGAACUUUCUCCCCCAGCAGCAAGAGCUGUUCCCCAAGCCGCAGCCUCUCCCCACGCCUGGAGCUGUCCUCACCCAUACACAGCCUCUCCCCUAGGACCAAGCUGCCCUCACCUGGCCGACAUGUCUCACCUUCCCCUGAGAGAGGACCAUCUCCCAUCAGACCCCUUUCUCCUCUUCGUCCAAUCUCUCCCAGCUGCUACUGGCCAUCACAAGCUCGGACCCCUCCCUUGCCACUUGGGCUGCAGCACAGGACCCCUGGAUACCUGCCCUGGGAGAGCCCUGGUACACAGGGCAGUCAUGUCACACCCGACAAAAGUGGUAUGGCAGGAGAAAGGCAAACAUCAGAAACCAGCUUGUUUCCACCUGCUUUUCGUCUUUCCACCUGUGAGGGUUAUCCUGGCCACCAAGCAACAGACAACAUCUUUAGCCAUCUUCCCAUGCACUCUCAACAAGCCAAGGUCCCCUAUCUAAUGAUCCCCAUUGGUGGGAUCCAAAUGGUACAGGCCAAACCAAGGUCCCAUCCUACCACCCUCUCGUCCCCAACAUCUCCCCCCAUGGAAGGGCCAUCACUGGCCAGGUUUGAAUCAUACUGGGGCGGGACCCCCAGAACUCAAGGGCUUAGGACUCCUGGAGACCACUGGUCAGAGCACCAGGCAGCAGGAACCAGUCUGUCAGGGCAGUGCAGUCUCAGCACAGCACUAACAUGUUCCAAGCCGGAGUUGGAGACCACAGACUCAAAGCAAUAUGGCAGCUCACAUAGCUCCGCCCACACUCGCAGGUCUGCCACUGAGACCACCGAACGCUGCAGCAGAGACAAUUUUUCCAGAGCAUCCCUCAGUCUAGCAGCCCCCUUAGCCUCGCGUGUCAUUGGACAGCAGUCAGAGGGGGAGGAGCCACUACCUGGAAGUGACCUGGUGGAAGGAGGAGCCGAAGGAGACUGCCAGAACAGAUCAGAGAACUUAACAGUGUCAACACCUUGAUGCAUCAUGCAUCCCAUUUUUGCUUUAUUGGUUGCUACACUAGUCUUGUUUUUUAAUUGCUUUGUUUUUAUACAGUUUUCAAUACAAUUGUUAACUUAAAUGUUUGUUCUUUGGCAAUAUUCAGGUUUGUUAUAAAAAAAAAUGCACUUUUUUCUUUGUGAAAAUAAUGUUUCUGUAAAUCUAUACAUAUAUAUAAAUAUAAAUUAUAUAUAUAUGAAUAUAUCCCUCCUGUAUCUCUAUUGAUACUGGUAAUCUUAAUGUCUGUUUAAAUACAUGUAAAAUGAAUAUGAAUACAUUUGUAAAUGACCAAAAUCUUAAAUCAAAAAUAAUUCCAUUUUUGUUUGUCCAAAUUUUGUCCAGUAUUACUCAAAUUGUAGUUACUUGUGCCUUUUCUGUCCAGGUUUGUGUUUUGAGGUGUACAGUUCACAUAGACAAAGAGAAGGCUGUGAAAUUUUAUAUCCGCUUUUUGUGUCAUUAAAGAGGGUUUAUAUUUGGUGUUCUUAUUGUUUCUGUUCUUCAGGCCAUUGCUUUAAUGCCAGGGUAACCAAGAGUUGCAUCGCGGAUAUAUUGAAGGAGCAGCAGAAACGUGUGAGAGGAAAUGCACUGAAGUUCUAUUUUUUAUUACAAAAGACUUUAGAUUAGAAUAUAUCUCUGUACAGGGAAGAGCGCUCCUUAUUUAUUGUUAUUUGAUGACAAUGAUCAUUGUUUCAAAGUUGUUGUUUUUUUAACUUUUUUGUUAUUUGAAAAAAAUGACGUUUUCUUUGUUACAUCUGUGUGUCUUUUUCAUGAUGUUCUUGUGACUUGAAUUGGUGACAAAGAUGAGGGAUUGAGUUUGGCUGGUACCGGAAGAUCAAGUGCCCUGCAGAUUUCACACACAGCAAAAUUUCUAGUCAUUGAAAAAAUAAAAAAAAAUGCACCACACUUCCUUGAGGUUGUGCCU